UUGUCGAUGAUCAGAUUAUGGAAAAUCAAACGAAAAUCGGGCAAUUGGCAACCGAAAGGAGUCGACCAUGAUUUCUUGGAACGUUGUUUGCAGUGCAGUGACGAGGAUGUCCGUUGUAACGCGUUUGGUGUUGUUUGCGAAACGUCUACGUUAACUAACGUACAAGCAUGGGAAUAUCAACUAGUUAAACAGUUUCUAGUUGAAAACGUCAACUACGAUCGUUCGAAUCUCCGACAGAGCAUGGUUAACUAUUGUGUCACGUUUUUUCUGCGAGUUCGCGGGUCAGUUGUCGCUAAACAAUCAAGCACUGAAGAUGCAGUGAACUUUGUCGAAGACUUGUAUCAGUUUUUGUCCGCUAAUCUAGAAAAACACUGCAACUAUCAACGCAAAAUGACUUCACUUAUGUUGUACAACGCUGUGUUGAUCUACUUUGGAAUAGGGGGCGGCCAAGAGAGAAACCAACGCAAAAGUAACACCAAGGAGAAAAGUGGCGUGGUUGAAGAGGAAGCCACAGCUGCUCAAAAAUGGCAUUUCCGUUCAAAAACCAGCAGAAAACUAUUGUUAUCGUGCAUAGAUGACAUAUCUGAUUCGGUAAGAAACCUAGCUGCAGACAUACUCAUAAAUCAUUUCAAGUUUGAUGAGGAUGAUCAAGAGGAACUGAACCACUUGUACAAUAUUGGGAAAGGAAUGUGUUCCAGUAAGCUAUUCUACGAAAUUGAGAGUGGUGCGUUGCUUAUCAAAACUGUCACAAUCCUUGCUUUUAAAAGCGACUACUCUCUUAUCAGCAACAUGUUGAAAAACUCAAAUCCAAAUGUAUUCAACGAAAGCAAAAUAAUUCCAACGGUGACAUUUGAUCUCAUCAACCUUGCUAAAACACAGUUGUCAGUGAUUUCUAAAGAUAUUUUCAUGGCGGUUCUUCAUUGCCAUCCAUUGCAUGGAGUUUUGAGGGCGUUGAUGCUUCUACUUACUGAUAAAACCGAGUUCAACUACACUGAAACAUUGAAAAAUUCUAAAGAAAUACAAAAAAUCUUCAAAGAAACCAAAUCUGGAACAUUCUCAACAUUUUCGAACACAUUGACAAAUUACCUGGCUAAGAACAAACAAGACCUCAUCGAUGAUAUUGUUGACAUUGUGGAGGAAAUGUUUCCCAAGAAAUGUGAGGCCAAGAAUAGGUCGAGUAGUUGUGAGCUGCUUGAGGAUAUCAUCACUAUUAUGGAGAAGGACGUCGCAACAAUGAUAGCUUUGUUAUCCUACAGUCAGGAUGAUCCAUCAGAAGACGGAGAUUUUGCACUGGUGAAUACUCCGGAAUUUUCUCCAUCAUUUGCUGAUAUGGGGAAUUCUCUUGAGGAAAUAGUGAGGCAAUCUGAGAUCAGUAGCAGCAAUGACGAAGUACUUAUGCUUCCAGUCUCACAUCAAUUGGUUCUUAAUUGCAUCUGGUUCAAUUUGAAGAUUUGCUGCAUGUUGGCGAGUGGAUUGAUCACAAGUGGCGUGGUGCAAUGCAUGGAAGGCUCAUGCUGCCGUUGCUUCUCCAUACUGGAAACCGUUCUGAACAAAUGCAGGCACAAAGGAGCGAUGGAUGUUGCCGGCUCCUCCAUGUUCUCAGCAGCUAAAUCUGUCAUGGACGAAUCCCAGCAGUUUUCAACUGAAGACCGUAGUUUGCCUGCUAAGAUUUUGGACAAUCUUCUCAGAAACAUCAGCGCGGAUGCUAGUUGCUCGCUGUCUAGACGGUCGGCUGGGAGAGCGUUUCUGGUUCACAGCAUUGUGGCUAGCGAUCCUAGACCGAACAGUCCUCUACUAGGCAAAACAAUAUCCAAACUUAUCGAAAUAAUCGGCGAAAAUAGCAGCAGCUCUUUGGAAGGUAACCUCAUUAACGACUCCCUUGUAGAUACACCGCUGGUUAGUGCCCUACACAUAUUGAGUACUCUUGUACAAGACUCCCGACUCAACGUUCUUCCUUUCGCUAAAGAAAUAUUUUGCAUUUGCUUCGAUAAAUCAUCGUCCCCAAUCUACACAGUGAAAAACGCAGCUCUACAACUUUUUAAAUCGUUGCUCAUGAGAUUGAUGAGACGUAUGAAGGGAGACUCUUCACAAAACGAUUCUGAUCUUGAUAAUUAUCAGACCACACCCCUGCAAGAGUUAUUUUUCCACAUGCCUCAGCUCUUCAGCUUUGUUGAGAAGAAACUAGAAGACCUCUCAUCUGAACCCGACAUUAUUACUCAUGCAAAACUGAUGCCAAUACUUGUUCUCCUCUCAAAUAUCUCCAUCACAUGCUUCAAAAAGUACAAUAAGAAAUACGCGCAGUUCGCUCAUAACAUCAAAAAGUAUGUACAAAAGCUAUUUUCAAGUCCUUCGUAUUUUGUGAGAAAACUGUCAGCUCGUAUCAGUGUUAACCUUCUGCUGCCUGAAGAAAUGUUCACAGAGGUUACUUUGAUCACGAUUAGUAUAGAACAGGCUUGUUCGAGCGACUUUCUAGAUCAGAAUUUGCUGCAUGGAUUGGUCAUGAAUAUUAAAUACUUAUCCUUGAGAUUGGUAUUCCUCAGAGAAAUACAUGAUCUGAGUUCGAAAGGAGAGUUUGUAGAUAUGUUCCAGUGUUUAACAACGUUGAUAAAGUUACCUGAAACAACUUAUUUUUUGAAAUCUCUUGCAGUAGAUGUGAUCAAACUAUGGCAACCAUCAGUUACUUUCGGAACAAAGCAGGAUAAUUGUGUAACUAUAAAUAGCAGCAUUUCACAUUACAAACCACAUCUGGGCUCUUCUUUAUGGCUAGCAAAAAUCGUUGAGAAUAUUUGUGCGAAAGAUGCGAGUUCUAACUUGAAGAAACUUUGUCUACUAGAAAAUAACAUCACAGAUGUUGCGUUGGCUUUCUUGAGAGUAUGUGUGUUGGCUCCGUCUACAGAUGAGGCUGAAAACGAUAGCGGACUUGUAAUGGCUGUGAUGAAAAGUAGUCAUGAACCAGAAGUCAUUGAACAGUUGAUGAAAAAACUGCUGAAUGGGUUUGUUUCCAAUGAUCUCAAACUCUUUGAUUUUAUUCUAUCUCUUGUCAAAAAACCAAGAGUUCGUUACAAGUUUGUAGAUGUAGGUUUAGGGAUGUUGGUAGCUUGUAGAAUUCUAAGUUCGCUCUCAGAUGACGAAUUUUACUCUAAGAACAGGCUGUAUAAAAUUUUAGAAAUGUUGAAGUGUUUGUCGGCAUGGUCUAGCCCAAGCCAGACCAAUGAAGACUUGCGCAACAUAGCGGCUGAAUGUGUGCCUUGCUUCCGCGCGUUUUUCCUCAAACGAAUGACGACGACAGACUUGAUUGAGACCGAAGUGUUCGAUCUAGAAACCGACAAACUGGGUUCUUUUUUGUGGCAGACAUUAUUCAAUCUUCUCCAGGACGAAAACCUGGAUAUAAGAAUGACAGCGUGUAGAUUUUUUCCCGAUUUUUAUUCGACCACAAAUCUAGACGUCCCAAAUCCAUUCGUUGCCUUGCAAAAGUUGAUGAAAAUUCAAUUCAUGCUGCAAAUGAUGAACUUGAGAACAGCCAUUGAUCAAUUGUGGAAUGUUUUCAGUUUAGGAAGCAGAGCUGCACCGAUUGAAACGACCAGUCCGUUUGAUCACGGAAUUGAUAAUUUCUAUAAGGAUGAAACAUGGCUACAUCAAACCAUACAAACUGAAUUCAAACUAAUUUCAGAUGAAAGCGAUUUUGGUCGCAACUAUCUCAAAAAACGAUAUCAAUAUACAGUUAGUUCAUAAUCUAAAGAGGAUCCUAUAAUGGUAGGUAGUAAUAGUUUCAAUUUCAAUAACUAUUGGUGUAAUUUUGAAGUCAUAUCAAAGGUUUAACAUCAAAGUGUAAUUUCUUACAUAGUGAUAGAAUAUUUACUGCAAUAAGCAAUAAAACGAAUAUUAAGUCAAAUAUGUAAGUUUAUACAGUAAGAAAUGUAUCGAUAUAGUAGGCCAUAAUUAAUCAAAAAUACUCAUUGGUGCAAUGGAAGUGUAAUUUCUUACUUACAUAUUGAUCGAAUAUUUCAUUUUAUGAGCCAUAAAACAAGACCUAAGAUGUAAGUCUAUACUGUGAGAAAUGUAUUGAGAUAAUAAUUCAUAAUUCAAUUCCUUAUUAGUGCAAUCACAGUGUAAUUCCUUGAAUUUUGAAUGAAUUUUUAUUUUUUAAGCCAAUAAACAAAAAUUGAGAUUGAAUAAGUAUUUUCAUACAGUAACGUUAUUGAUACUUAGUAAAACGUACGUAAAGUGAAUAAAGGGACGGUUAGUGAAUUAGUCUUUCAAAAGGCAAUAAAGAAUUACUUUUGCUAAUAUAGAUGAACUCUGAAUCAGGGCUGAUUCAAUUAAUUAAUAAACUCUAAUUCAGGGCAGAUUUAGUUGAAACGAGUAUGUUAACUAUUAUUUUUGUACAGAAAACUCAAUUCGAGGGCGAGGUGAAUGUAAAGGUAUAUAAAUGUUAUGCGUUUUGCAAGUGCCUUCUGAGUGGAGACCAUUUAACAUAGGUUUUGUAAAUGUAUGAAUACUCAGUUAAUUACCAAAUUACUGCUCAUUCAUAUUUUCACCUUAUAUUAUAUUGUAACUAACUCAUAUUUGUACUUUAUAUAUUGUUACUAAUUAUUAUUUUUACUCUAUACAUUAUUAAAUUAAUAAACUUGAUGAAGAGGAUAAUCAUCAACAUUGUUAUAUACCGUUAUAUAGUAUAAUUAUUUUGUGGAAAUGAAUUGUAUUAAUACUAAUUUGAACUUAUGUGUACCUAAUCCCUUAAUAUAAACUUUUUCUAUGAAAA
Molecule: messenger RNA, 4762 nt
Organism: Nilaparvata lugens (brown planthopper)
Lineage: Eukaryota; Metazoa; Arthropoda; Insecta; Hemiptera; Delphacidae
Product: thyroid adenoma-associated protein homolog
Exons: 3
Coding region: 7-3732 (1241 amino acids)
Biological process (GO): tRNA methylation
Cellular component (GO): cytosol
Source: RefSeq, a predicted model, not a curated record